AUGAGCACUUCUUCUUCCAUGGCCUUUCAGUUAGGAGCUUCUUCCUCUCUCUCAUUCUCUUCUUCUUCCAUUCGUAGAUGGACUCACGAUGUAUUCUUGAGUUUUAGAGGUGAGGAUGUUCGCCAAAACUUUAUUUCUCAUCUAUACCAUGCUUUGCAUCAAAGGGGAAUCAACACUUAUAUAGACAACAAUCUCGAAAGAGGAGAGGAAAUUUCGUCAGAACUUUCCAAAGCAAUUGAAGGAUCAAUGAUUUCUAUCAUUGUACUCUCUAAGAACUAUGCAGAGUCUCGAUGGUGUUUAGAUGAGCUAUUGAAGAUCCUCGAGUGUAAGGAAAUGGUAAAACAAAUUAUUUUACCCUUGUUCUACGAUGUAGAUCCGUCAGAGGUACGACAUCAAAAAGGGAGUUUUGGAGAAGCAUUUGCCAAACUUAGAUAUAAGUUGAAGGAUGAAGUAAAGGUCACAAAGUGGGAGGCAGCUUUGGAAAAAGUAGCCAAUUUGUCCGGACUCGAAUUAGGGGACAGGAAUGAAUCAGAGUUUAUUCAAGACAUCAUUAAAUGGGUGGAUUCAAUAAUGGUAAAUCGUACAUUUCUUAAGGUUGCUAAGCAUCCAGUUGGAAUAGAGUCCCCCGUACGAGACAUUUUUCAACAUUUAAAUAUGGGAAGGAAUGAUAUUAUAUGCAUGAUAGGGAUAUUUGGAACCGGUGGAAUUGGUAAGACAACUAUUUCAAAAGAGGUCUAUAACAGGAUUUCUUACCAAUUUGAAGGAAGUUGUUUCUUGAAAAACAUUAGAGAAACUUCAAAAGUAGGAGGUCUGAUCCAGCUACAAAAGACACUUCUUUAUGAGACUUUGGGAAUAAGUUUGGAAUGUCAUGAUACUGAAAAAGGCAUCAAUGUAAUUAGGCAUAGACUUUGCUUUAAAAGAGUUCUCCUAAUUCUUGAUGAUGUGGAUGACUUGGUUCAACUAGAAACAUUGGCUGGAGCUCGUGAUUGUUGGCAUGCUUUUGAGGAAGACAAACCUAUUGAAGAUUAUGUGGAACUCUCUAAGCAAGGAACAAACAAUGUGGAGGGGAUAGAAGUGAGUCUGCCUGAGGGCAAUGAUCAUGACAUGAUACGCUUGAGUCCCAAAUCAUUUGCAAAGAUGAAAAGACUCAGAUUUUUUAAAAGCCAUGGUGCAUACUUUUCUGGAAGAUCACUUGAUUAUCUUUCUAAUAAAUUAAGAGUGCUUGAUUGGUCAAAUUGUCCUUUACAAUCUUUGCCAUCUAAUUUCCGUGGAGAGAAGCUAUUUGAUUUCAAACUAUAUAGAGGCCGCAUCCAGGAGAUUAGCGGGCAAUUUAAGAACUUGACGAGAAUGAGAUUUUUCAAGUGUAAGUUCUUAACCAAAAUCUCAAAUCUUUCGAGUUGCUCAAGUUUAAAGGAAUUGGAUAUUAUGGAUUGUGAAAAUUUAGUCGGAGUUCAUGAUUCUGUUGGAUUCCUAGAUAAGCUUGCUCGUUUGCGUCUUUAUCAAUGCUCCAACAUGAAGAGUUUUCCAAGGCGUCUCAAGUUGAGAUCUCUAGAAGUCCUUACACUUCUUAGGUGCUCAAAACUUCAAACCUUUCCAGAAAUCGAGUGUAAAAUGGAAUAUUUAUGUUGCAUCUCAUUAUUCGGCACUCCAAUAAAAGAAUUGCCUUCAUCCAUUGGAUACCUCACUCCUGCGCUUAAAGAGUUACUUUUGGGACAAUGCACCAAACUUAUGCAUCUCCCUAGUACUAUUCAUCAAUUGCAAAAUCUAAAGGUGAUAAUUCGUCUCAAUGACUGUAUUAAUGGAUGCUGCAAGGACCUGAUGCGUCUCCCAAUCAGCUUUUCUCACUCGCAACAUCUAACGAGUCUUUCUAUAGAAAAUUUUACAAAUUUUGCAAAAGAAGAAAUAGGUUUAUCCUUUGGGUACUACAUUGGGCUUAAAAAUUCACUGAUCCUAACUUCAUCCAGAACGAUUAAGAGGUCUGAACCAGAAUCAAGUGCUGAAUUACGACGACAACUCUUGUCGCCGCUUUAUUGGUAUCUUGACGACUUCUCAUUUUAUACUUCAUCCACUUUGCAAGAGUUAGAUAUAUCUUGGACUGCAGUUGUCAGCCUUCCUCCGAGAAUGAAAAUAUGUGUUGAAUUGAGGAUUCUCAAAUUGUGCCAUUGUGAGAAACUUCAAGAAAUUCUACAUCUUCCACCAAAUAUACAAGAGCUAUAUGUCAGAGAGUGUUUCUCCUUGGAACGAUUCCCAGAAGUAUCAACAAAAUUUCAAUUCUCUACAUCCUGUGGCUUGCGAGAGCUAAGAUGGAUUGACUUGUCCGGUUGCCAUAAAUUGGUAGCAAAUAUAGGGAGUCAAGUGCCAAAUCCUUCAUUUGUUGAGGAACAUAUUCAAGACCAUUCAUGUGGUAUUAUAUUUCCAGGGAAUAAGAUUCCAGAUUGGUUUAGCCAUACUAAGGAGAUUUCAAAUGGUGAUGAUUCUUGUGAAUUGGAUAUUAGUGGUCCCUUGUAUUUGGAAGAGAUCAUAGGUAUUGUUUUUUGUGCUGUUCUUGGAUCCGACCCGGAUUACCCCUUGGGGCCCUUCUCCGGUAUUUGUGUUUCUAUAAAUGGUAACAUGCUUGUAGAAGCGAGGUUUUACUUAUAUGGAGGCUCGGAUCAUGUAUAUCUAAAUUACUCGUUUCCAGAUUGCAUCGAGCAAUUGCUGCGGUACCCAACAGAAGACAAUCUGAGGUUUAGAUUUUAUUGUGAUUCUUAUAAAGUGGUGUUUAAAAGUUGCGGAGUUCACAUAAUCUAUAAGCAUGAAGAGAAUGUGAAUUUAACAGUUGGGGAGUGCUUAGUAGAUUCAUCGAAUGGUAUCCAGCUUUCUAAGAGACGUCGAGAUGAUGAAGACAGCAACUUGGAAUUCAAUGGGUACCCACAACACAAGAGACUCUCUCAAGACUUGGGCAAUUCAAAUGCAACAUAG
Juglans regia (Persian walnut) is the source of this 2961-nucleotide messenger RNA. RefSeq names its product disease resistance-like protein DSC1. The record is from RefSeq and is a predicted model, not a curated record. The coding region runs from base 1 to 2961 and encodes 986 amino acids. Gene Ontology annotation, molecular function: ADP binding. The transcript is spliced from 6 exons. NCBI's taxonomy places the organism in Eukaryota, Viridiplantae, Streptophyta, Magnoliopsida, Fagales, Juglandaceae. Gene Ontology annotation, biological process: signal transduction; defense response.